Messenger RNA from Oncorhynchus nerka (sockeye salmon), 1890 nucleotides. RefSeq names its product tumor necrosis factor ligand superfamily member 15-like. Gene Ontology annotation, cellular component: membrane. The record is from RefSeq and is a predicted model, not a curated record. Gene Ontology annotation, molecular function: tumor necrosis factor receptor binding. NCBI's taxonomy places the organism in Eukaryota, Metazoa, Chordata, Actinopteri, Salmoniformes, Salmonidae. The transcript is spliced from 4 exons. The coding region runs from base 77 to 847 and encodes 256 amino acids. Gene Ontology annotation, biological process: immune response.
GCCCCUGGGUGCAACGUGGGCGACAACAUUGAUAUAAAUCGGACUUGAAUGUCAAAAUCCAUUGAGUACUCCCUACAUGCUGAUCAUGACAGCUGCUGGCGCUGAGGCAGUUUGCUGUGAGAUCCCUGCGGAGAGUGACAGGAGUCGUUAUGCCCGAGUGAACCGCAGAGACAAAGGGCAGCCAAUGUGCCUCACUCGGUUCGCUGCGCUUGUCUCUUUACUUCUGUCUUGUUUGGUACUCUUGCUAAACGCAUAUCAUCAUAAAGCAGCAGACUACCAGCACACUUCAGCUGGAGGUGAUUCUAUGGGUGGCGUUCAACAGCAGCAGCAAAUUGAAAACAAUCUAAGUGCCCAUCUGACAGCUCCAUACUCAUUUAAUCAUUCAAAAGUGAUAUACCUUGAAUGGGAGUACAACCUUGGACUUGCUCACCUUAGCGGCUUUAAGUAUCACGACUGCGACCUCAUCGUGCUCAAUGAUGGCAUGUACAUGGUUUACCUGCAGAUCACGUUCCGAAGCCCUGGUCACUUUGUGUGUAACGAGGAGGAAUCAGGUUUCAUCCUCACCCAAAAAGUAAUCCUGUUUGCAAAGGGCUACCAAAAGAACAGAGACCUGAUAACAGCAUCUGACACAGUGGACUGCAUUCCCAAAUCAAAUGACUGUCAGUCAACUGGUUCAGAGGGCUGCAAGGAGGAGUCAGGGACUCCGUACUGGGAAAAGUCUCUCUGCACAUCCGGGGUGUUUAAACUAAAAGCUGGGGACAGGCUCAGAGUGAGGAAGGGGGACAGGUACCAUGAGCUGAUGCUCCUUCAAGAAGACAGGACAUUUUUUGGGGCACAUCUCAUUUGAUGUUGUUCCCCAGAAACAACAGGUGCAGGGAUAAUAAUGGACUUAUAUACUGCUAUAUAUAUAUAUGUGAUGUAAGGAGAGGCUACUCCUUUACUCUGAAAUUUCAUACAUUUUACUCUGCAACUCCAGUAGAUUAUUUUAAUCAGUCUGUUUCAUAUUGUUUCACCUGGUCAAUUCAAAUGAGCAGGUGUAACAGAUGGGGAUUUGUAACCUCUCUCCUCAGCCUGAAAUGUCUCCCCCCGCACCCCAGAGAAGUUGUCAAGAGGGUAGUCACGUUUAUUUGCAAGACAGAGGUCUCAAGUUCCAGUCAGUCUCAGUGUGAGCUGCUCUAGGAGAGAAAGUAUAAGCAAGAACAGUGAUGUCUGUAACACAGGCAAUUAGGGAACUUUCUAUCAAAUUAGAUUGAUGAUCUUACUCAAUGCCUAGAAAGCCUUGUAAUCAAUUUGUGUUAAUGAACUUAGCCAUGAGUAGAGUCUGACUGUGUCAGCUACAAAUGUCCCUAAAGCUCAUCCUGAACUUCUACUGUAUAAAAAAAUUAAGUGAUGUUUGAUGUGUCUCCAGCAGAAUAACAACAGGAUGAACAUGCAAUGUCAGCCUAACCUUACUUAAGAAUGUAAGGAAUGCACACUAUUGCACCAUUGUGAUGGUCAACACCCAUUGUAAAUUAUGAUUAACGGAUGCAUGGCUCACUGUGUCACGCCCUGACCUGAGUAUUCUUUGUUUUCUUUAUUGUUUUGGUUAGGUCAGGGUGUGAUAUGUGUUUUUUGCACUGUCUAGGGGUUUUGUAGGCUUUUGGGGUUGUUUACUAUCUAGGUGUUUAUAUAUGUCUAUGGUUGCCUAGAUUGGUUCUCAAUUAGAGGCAGGUGUGUAUCGUUGUCUCUGAUUGGGAACCAUAUUUAGGCAGCCAUCUUCUUUGGGUAUUUUGUGGGUUAUUAUCUAUGUCUAGUUGCAUGUGUCUGCACUAGUUUUAUAUAGCGUCACGUUUGUUGUUUUUGUAUAGUUAAGUGUUCUUCGUCUUCAUUAAAAAGUAUGUAUUCAUCUUA